Molecule: messenger RNA, 2499 nt
Organism: Pieris brassicae (large cabbage white)
Lineage: Eukaryota; Metazoa; Arthropoda; Insecta; Lepidoptera; Pieridae
Product: RE1-silencing transcription factor-like
Exons: 2
Coding region: 420-1139 (239 amino acids)
Biological process (GO): regulation of transcription by RNA polymerase II
Cellular component (GO): nucleus
Molecular function (GO): DNA-binding transcription factor activity, RNA polymerase II-specific; RNA polymerase II transcription regulatory region sequence-specific DNA binding
Source: RefSeq, a predicted model, not a curated record
CAGUAUGCACUAGUAUUCAAAACUACUUAGAUUCGUAAAUAAAUAGGCAAUAUUAAAAGAACGCAUUAAAAUAAAUAAGGUUAAUAAUAAUUAAUGUUUUAAAGACUAGAUGAUAUUGUAGUAACAUCCCUUGGUGGAUUUUUUGUAACGAAAUUAUAUUAUUAGAUAUAUGUACUACGUUGGUUAUAGGUAUUAGCGGUAUCUACUUUCUUUUUUUAUUAUCUUUGACAUGUUUUUCAAAACUAUAUAGUAAAAUUUGUAUAUUAGACAUAUAACAUUUAUAAGUGUUCAAGUGCUGAUACUUGCUAGUCUGUGACCUGUGUUACGAAUCAUGUAUAAAAUGAAGAGAGAAGAAAGAUGAAAGAAUUUGAAAUACAUAUUCCUUGUUAUCAAUUGUAUAUUGAAGUCGUUUUAUAAAAAUGAAGUCCACGUGUAAUAGUGCUGGACGACCUAACAAUAAAAAUGCUAUUAAGUUUAGUGAGCAACCUAGAUCAACUGUGUCGCUGUUUCUUCUUAACGAACGACAAAUUAAAUUUCAUAAAAAAGAUGCAUGUAUUUCCAAGACAUUGCCUGUAACAAUCAAUCCAGAAAAUAUAUAUCAUGACGAAGUAAUACAAAAUCUCGAAAAACCAGGAAAAUUAUGUUUUGUAGAAUGUAAUAUAGACGUAGAUGAUAAGUUAAAACCUUUAGAGGAACCUGUCUCUAGUAUAAUAAAUGCUUCCUCUAAAUUUAAAAACAUUCCAUCCAUUGAAAUAAACAACACUCAAAUUUUUGAAUUAAAUAAAAAUCUAGUUGAAGGACAGAUAAGCCAUGGAAUGAAAGGUAUUAUUGUGGGAGGCAUGAAAUUAUUUUCAUGUUCAUAUCCAACAUGUACAUAUAAUACAAACAAUUCAUCUAAUAUGUCCAAACAUAGGAGAACACAUUCUCAAAAUAAGCUUUAUCUGUGUGAUCAAUGUACAUUUUGUACCAAAUUUUCAAAUUCUCUUAAUGUACACAAGCGUCUUCAUACACAAGAAAAACCGUUUGCAUGUCAGAAUUGUGACUAUAAAUGCAAUAGCAGUUCUAAUUUAAAAAAACAUGUCAAUCAUAGACAUUCUACUCAGUAUAUUCAACCAACUUCUUCCAGUAAAAAUAUUUAAGUCUAUUGCAUAAUUUGUUACUUGCAAAUCGUUAAUAAUUCGACAGUAAAGAACUGGUAAGUCUUCUAAUUUAUUAUAUACCUUGUUAAUCUUUAUUUAAAACAAUUUGUAUAAUAUAAAGGGCUCUCAAGAUCUGCAUACCAUGCAUUCAAAUUUAACUUUACUAAUAUAUGUAAUACCCUUACUUUUUUCCUUAAAUAUAGUAUUACACAGUAGUGUAAACUCCCAUGUUAUGUUCCUAUAAUGUGAAAAUUACCAAACUUAAGUUGUUGGUAUACCUUGUUGUCUGAUGAUAACACCAGAUAAUGAGCAUAGUUUACCCUGUAUAUAGCAGCUAUUAACCCUUAUAAAUUAUUCUUAAACUAUGCUUCUACCAGUGGGCUAUUGUGAAAAGUUAUUUUUUUUCUAUGAUUUUAAUUAAUUAUGUUACUUUUUACAACAACUUUAUCAUAUUACAUUUUACCAUUACCCAUUUAUCUAGUGUUCAUUUGUAUAUAUAUAUUUUUACUUAAGUGAAAAAAAAGUAAGUGAAGUAAAAAUAAAAAAUAAAUGUUAAUUUCAAAGCCUUUAUUCUAAAUACCUAUAACAUUUAGUAAUAACUGGUAUAAAUCACCCAAAAAGGCUUUCUUAUUGUAUACAUAAUAUUUUGAGUUCUGUAGCGAGGUUUUAAAAAUAAAAAUAGUAAUACUACAUAGGUAUUUCUUACUAUAUUAUGUCAGUGACAAUGUUCUGUGAAGUCCACAACAACAGAUUCACGCCAACCAAAUAAAAAGUAUCCAGUUGCAGAUCCUAGCACAACAGCUGCACAUAGCCAUGUAUUAUAUGUCAUGAACACCAACAUUAACAUAUAGCUUACAAGUACUUGAAAACCAUGAAGUACUGUUUGCCAAGCAUGUGCUGUACUCAUCAUAGAUGGACUGAAAAAUUUAAUUGUUAUUAGUGUAUUAUCCUCCAAAUUUGAAGGAUUUAAGAUUAUAUAGAUUUGUGAAAUCUAAACUCCAGAAUAAGAAAUGGAGCCAGGAAGAAUAGAUUUAUAAAUAUAAUCAUGUAUAGUACAGUUAUGGUAGUAUGAUGCGGAGGUUUUAAUUAAACGAAAUAUUACUUACACAUUCCUGUCUAGUGCAUGUGAAACCGGCCUGAAACCAAAUAAGAAAAGUAGUAAUGAUGUUAAUUACAAUAGAAAUAUUUAUUUACUGAUAUAUAACUUACUGGAUAACUUGUGGCUCAUCUGGAUUACAAAUAUUUGCUACUCCCUUGUCUGGUGGAGCAACAGCACAAUAUUGAAGCCCUGUAUAAGUUUUCCAUAGUAAAUGUUUUCUGUAGUACUUGAGCCUAUAAAAUAAUAAACAAUUCUUUAAGA